Messenger RNA from Periconia digitata, 583 nucleotides. Lineage: Eukaryota; Fungi; Ascomycota; Dothideomycetes; Pleosporales; Periconiaceae. The record is from the annotation of a GenBank genome assembly.
ACGUGACACAUAUCCAUCUCUUACCUCUCUCUACCUCUCCUCCACAUCACCAGAAGAAAUGCAAAUCUCCACAUGGAACUUAUAAGCAGAAAUCUCAAAACCUCGCCAUCGAAUCCACACAUUCAAAUCCAUACCAUUUUGCAGUACGUCUUAGUACUCCGAAACAAACACGAAGAAGAGGAAGAAGAAGAGGAGGGAGAGAUCAAAGGCAAAAGCAUCGAACCGCCAUCUUCCCCUCUCUCUUUUCCUCCCCUCCUUCACUUCACUAUAACCCCCCCGCAAUUCGAGAAAUCCCGCAGCUCGGACGUCAUCAAUGGUAUAAACCCGUAUAUACGAAACAUCAGGGGAAUCAAAAAGCACCGCCGAAACCGAGUAAAUACCAAUCUACGUUCCGUCCAAGAAAAAGAAAACAAGAAACCAAGAACAAGAACAAGUCGGAAGACGAAAGAAAAAGAUUCGGCCCGACAGAUCAACAUAUAACAAACGCAAUAAUCGUACGAUAUAUAUACUGUUUUUUUUUUCUUAUUCACUCAAUUGGAAUGAUAAGGGAAAGCGGGAUAUACAGACGGAGACUUGUCCCCAC